Molecule: messenger RNA, 1929 nt
Organism: Arabidopsis lyrata subsp. lyrata
Lineage: Eukaryota; Viridiplantae; Streptophyta; Magnoliopsida; Brassicales; Brassicaceae
Product: putative lipid phosphate phosphatase 3, chloroplastic
Exons: 9
Coding region: 711-1643 (310 amino acids)
Biological process (GO): phospholipid metabolic process
Molecular function (GO): phosphatidate phosphatase activity
Source: RefSeq, a predicted model, not a curated record
AUCUUCUUUUGCAUAUCCAUGGGGGCAUAAAGGUCGUUACUUUUUACAUGGGUUUUUUGUAGAUAUAUCAAAGCAUUUAUAUUGGCCACUCCCACUUGUUGUGGUGAUUAGAUUGUCCCUAGAGUCACUGUUUUGGUCUACUUAUCGCUCUUUCAAUUACUGUAAUGUUGAAUUGGGGUUUCAUCUACUAAAUAAGAUGAAGUUUCUUGUCUCUUUCUGUCUCCCUAUUUCUUAAUUGCUCCUCUUCAGCUAACUUUGGGGCUUUUAAGUGAUACAAUGGCUCGCUUCAGUUUUCCUUGUUUUCCAAAUUUUGGGGGUUUUAAUCAGGUUUGUUGAUUCUUGUCAAUGAUUUUGGAAAACAUUUAAAUUUUGUGGGUUUUACUUGAAUCUCUACUUUAGAUUUGAUGUGUUCCUACAAGGUUGUGUUUGGUUUUAUCCAGUUCCAAGUAAUUACGUGAAGUUUGCCUUUUUUUGGAUCUCAUUGUAGAUGGUUAGGUCUGCAAUAGUCUCAAUUAAACCUUCUUGUUUGCAUAUUAUCAGUUCAGUGACUCUUGGUUCCAGAUUCGUUUUGGUGGUCAUAAUCUAGUUAUUCAUGGUUUGGUUCUAAGCGAGCUGUGACAAAUCGGGGGCCUGAGAUUUCAGAAACUGCUGAUAAUUGGGUCUCACCAUCUGACAUUCCACUCAUAGAACCUAAUAGUAAAGAGCACAGGAUGAGAGAGGCACAGCUAGGCGGUCACACUGUGAGGUCCCAUGGAAUGACUGUUGCAAGGACUCACAUGCAUGAUUGGAUCAUUCUCGUGUUACUUAUUAUUCUUGAGUGCGUACUCCUUAUAAUCCACCCGUUUUAUCGCUUUGUUGGGAAAGAUAUGAUGACUGAUCUCAGUUACCCGUUAAAGAGUAACACCGUACCAAUUUGGUCUGUCCCGGUGUAUGCGAUGCUGUUGCCUUUGGUAAUUUUCAUCUUUAUCUACUUCCGUCGAAGAGAUGUUUAUGAUCUUCAUCACGCGGUGCUAGGUCUCUUAUACUCUGUUCUGGUGACAGCAGUACUUACCGAUGCAAUAAAGAAUGCAGUUGGUCGACCACGUCCUGACUUCUUCUGGCGUUGUUUUCCAGAUGGCAAAGCUCUUUAUGAUAGCCUUGGAGAUGUUAUAUGCCAUGGUGAUAAAAGCGUCAUAAGGGAAGGGCACAAAAGCUUCCCAAGCGGACACACCUCUUGGUCUUUUGCGGGUCUGGGAUUUCUUUCGCUUUACUUAUCGGGAAAGAUUCAAGCAUUUGAUGGUAAAGGCCACGUUGCAAAGCUAUGCAUAGUCAUACUCCCUUUGCUAUUUGCAGCUCUUGUGGGUAUUUCCCGUGUUGAUGACUAUUGGCAUCAUUGGCAAGACGUCUUUGCAGGAGGCUUGCUAGGUCUUGUGAUCUGUUAUCUCCAAUUUUUCCCGCCACCAUAUCACACCGAAGGUUGGGGACCAUAUGCUUACUUCCAAGUGUUGGAGGCGGCGAGAGCGCAAGGAACCGCGAAUGGAGCAGUGCAGCAGCCACCCCAAGUUGAUAACGGUGAAGAAGAAGACGGUGGGUUUAUGGGUUUACAUUUGGUGGAUAAUCCGACUGUGAGGAGAGAAGAAGAUGUAGAAACUGGUAGAGGCUGAGAUGAAGAAACUUUGAAGCUGGUUUGGUUACUUCUUAGGACACUUUCUCUUGUUCUUCUUGAUUCUUUGUUUGACUACUUUAGUAGAUUUCUAUAAGAUAACUUAGUAACAACUACAAUCGUUUGGUUUUGGUUUUGGUUUUGGUUUAAAUGGAUGACCGGUAUUUAUGGGUCCGGUAUUGAUAUCCGUUAAAGUUUAUGCUUUUUAAGUUUUAACUAGUCAACUGGAUAAAUGUAGCUUUAUUAUUUUUUCAAUAUUUUAAGAAUUGAAAUUGGAUUUGAACUUA